Molecule: messenger RNA, 3046 nt
Organism: Amblyraja radiata (thorny skate)
Lineage: Eukaryota; Metazoa; Chordata; Chondrichthyes; Rajiformes; Rajidae
Gene: cog5
Product: component of oligomeric golgi complex 5
Exons: 22
Coding region: 335-2515 (726 amino acids)
Biological process (GO): intra-Golgi vesicle-mediated transport
Cellular component (GO): COG complex
Source: RefSeq, a predicted model, not a curated record
UCGACAGUGCACUGCAUAACGUCCAUUUACAGAUGCUUUGAAGCAAAACUUGGGGCAGUGGAACCGUGGCGGCGUGUAAUGGCACAGAACUGUUUCACUACAUCAAUUUCUCAAGAAGUUCACAGAAUGCUAUGCAGAAUUCUUGAAAGAAGAAUUUGAUGUCAAGACCUACACAGCUCAAUCAAUUCAUCAAGCAGUGAUAGUUGAACAGUUGGCAAAACUUGCUCAAGGAAUCAGUCAACUCGAUAAAGAGCUUCAUGUGCAGGUUGUUGCAAGACAUGAAAACCUGCUGGCUCAGGCCACUGGAAUAGAGUCACUGGAAGGAGUUCUUCAGAUGAUGCAGACCCGGAUUUCUGCUCUUCAGUGCACCAUUGACAGGAUCCGAGGAAAAAUUAUUGAUCCAUAUAACAAGAUUGUUGCUCGGACUGCACAGUUGGCCAGAUUACAGGCAGCUUGUGAUUUGCUUCGAAGAAUAAUCCGCAUUUUGUACCUCACUAAGCGGUUGCAAGGGCAGCUGCAGGGAGGAAGCAGGGAGAUAACUAAAGCUGCACAAAGUCUCAACGAAUUGGAUUAUCUUUCACAAGGAGUUGAUCUCUCUGGGAUUGAAGUUAUAGAAAAUGAUCUCCUUUUUAUUGCAAGAGCCCGACUUGAGAUCGAGAAUCAAGCCAAACGGUUACUUGAACAGGGAAUGGAGACGCAGAAUCCUACACAGGUAGGAACUGCACUUCAAGUUUUCUACAACCUUGGAACCUUGAAAGAGACCAUCAGUAAUGUAGUAGAUGGGUAUAAGGUGUCUCUUGAAGAUAAUAUCUCCAGCGCUUUGGAUAUAAAAGUGUUAACUCAGCCAGUUCAGACCACCUUGAGAGCAGGACCUGGGCGAGCCACAAUGCCUGCCCUGGGCAACACACCAGCUUUCCGCGCUGCCCUUUGGACAAAUAUGGAGAAACUUAUGGAUCAAAUUUGCGCUGCAUGUGGACAAGUACAGCACUUACAGAAGGUCUUGACAAAGAAAAGGGAUCCUGUGACACAUGUCUGUUUUAUUGACGAAAUAGCCAAGGAUAGUCACACAGACAUUUUGUAUGUUUUCUGGAACUCUGUUACUGCAAUGCUGGCUCUGAAAUUUCAGCAAGCAACAAACUCAUCCUCAUUUCUGAAGCAAGCAUUCGAAGGGGAAUAUCCAAAGUUGUUGCGGUUGUAUAAUGAUCUGUGGAAACGUUUGCAGCAAUACAGCCAUAGUAUACAGAGUAGUGUAACUACUGGUGGAUUUACUGACACGCCUCCUGAAUUUCCAAUAGAAGAGGAAGACGCACAGGAUCUAUUUAUGUUGAAGAAACAGGAUUACGACCCUGAAAAAGCGUUGAAAGAUUCUCUGCAAUUCUAUGAAUCUGCUUACCUCUCAAAAUCAUUAUCACGUCUAUUUGACCCAAUCAACCUUGUCUUUCCUCCUGGGGGCCGUAAUCCACCUUCAAAUGAUGAACUUGAUAGCAUCAUUAAAACAAUUACAAGUGAAUUUAAUGUGGCCUCUGUGGAUCCAAACCUGAGUCUGGCUGUUGCAAAGAAUGUUGCUAAAACUAUUCAUUUAUUUGGAGUUAAAUCUGAACAACUUCUAUCUACUCAGGGAGAUGCAAGUCAAGUGAUUGGGCCUUUAACAGAAGGACAGAGAAGAAAUGUGGCAGUAGUGAAUUCAUUAUACAAAUUGCAUCAGUCAGUGCUGAAGGUGCUGUCUACCCUGAGCUCUUUCCCUUUAAGGGCUGAACAAACGGUUAGAACAGCAUUGGAGACAGUUCAAGCUCUCAUGGGAAGUGCGGUACAGCCAUUGCUAAACUCUGUGGAAGAUUCGAUUGAAGCCAUUAUUAUCACUAUGCACCAAGAAGAUUUUGCAGGGUCUUUGUCUGGAAAGCCAGAAGUACCGUGCUCUCUUUACAUGAAAGAAUUGCAAGGUUUCAUAUCACGCAUCAUGAGUGACUACUUCAAAAAUUUUGAAUGUGUGGACUUCAUCUACGACAGUACAGAAAAUAUUGCGCAGAGAGCUAUUCAACUAUUUAUUCGUAAUGCAAGUCUACUGAGACCACUGGGUGAAGGAGGUAAAAUGAGAUUGGCUGCUGACUUUGCACAGAUGGAAUUAGCUGUGGCACCACUUUGCAGAAGAGUGUCAGAUCUAGGAAAAUCCUACCGAUUAUUAAGGUCGUUCAGACCAUUACUCUUCCAAACAAGUGAACAUAUUGCUAAUAGCCCAGCUGCUGGGGAUAUUAUUCCAUACAGCACCAUUCUUCAUUUCCUAUUUACAAGAGCACCAACCGACCUAAAGUCUCCUCACCAGAGAGCGGAGUGGUCCAUAGCACGGUAUUCUCAGUGGCUUGACGACCAUCCAUCGGAAAAGGAUCGACUAAUUCUCAUCAGGGGUUCUCUUGAAGCUUAUGUCCAAUCAGUACGUGCAAGAGAAGGAAAAGAAUUUGCUUCAGUAUAUCCAGUAAUGCUGCAAUUGCUCCAAAAAGCCAUGGCUGCUGGACAGUAGAUGUUUUCUUCCAAAUCAAGGGCAUGAUUUCUCACAUUCUUAAAGUAUAACAUAUUAAGUUAAGAUAAUUGAUUAUGUUGAUUUAAUUGAGAACCUCCUAAUACCUUAAAAUUUAAUUAGACAAUAGUAUUUACUUUUACUUUUGCUUCAGUAAUAUUGGUUAAGGAUAUCUUCUGCAGGUGCCUGAAGAAACUACUACUCUUUGCACCAUGCAUCGACUAUCAGCAAUGUAAGGAUUGAUGUGCUAAAUUCAAGAUUACCAUGAACUAAAUAUGGUAGGAAUCCAAUUAUUAACAGUAGUUAGUUGAACUUGACUGAGUAGCUUCUCUGCGGAAUUCCACUUUCUGAACUGAAGCAGUAAAGUCACAUUUCAUUAUAAAGAAUAUAAUACAUGUAGGUGAUGGAAUAGAAAAAUUUAAACUAUUUUAAUCGAUGGAUUUUCAUUUUAGUAUUGCUUUUCACUUAGUAUGGCUGUAUGGUAACACAAAUUUCAUUGUACAAUAUGACAAUAAACACAAACUUGAACUAUAA